CAGCCAGGGAACAUAAAGCUGUUCCCCCCGAAGGAAUAAAUCAGCGACUGCCGCAACGCCAAAUUCACGUCGGCACAUUAAGCUGCCCAUCGCCCGUCGAGGUGCACCUGAUCACAAUUCCGGCCCUCUUUCGUACCACUCUCGCUCACUUCGCCAGCACAGCACCAUCAUGGCCGGAAUGAAAACCAUAAUAGGGCUCGCCUCGCUCCUGGCAGCCGGCAUCCUCCUCACCAUCCUAUCCUGCGCCCUCGACUCCAACUGGCUGCCGAUACUCGUGCCCUUCAUUUACCUCAUCGCGCCUUUACCCAACAUGCUGUGUCAGAGGAUAGGGAGUGGGGGCGGGCGGGGCGAUAUCUGGAGUGACGCUUCGGAACACCGAGGCGUUCUGGAAACGGGAUACUUCAUCACGAGCUUCAUCAACGUAUCGGGCGCUGGGCUGCCUUACGUCCUCGCCCAUGCGAAUGUCAUCACCCAACAAGCGAUGGUGCUGUCCAUCGCCGGCGGGCUGCUGGUGUACGGGACGAUCCUUGGUUACAUUCACUUUUUCAUUACGGAAGAGCCAUACAUGUAGAGUCCUUCCACGCCAUGCUCCAGUUGCGCAAUGUGGCACAUCGUUGAUGUCCAGUUUUAUGUACAUACGAGAAAAUAGGGCAUAUUUGCCCGUCUGAUGUGAAGAUUGCUUGUUGACGAUGUGAGGCAGACAUGAGAGAAGGCUGCUUUGAUGCAAUACGACAAGUGAGAUAGGUGCAAUACGACAAG
Messenger RNA from Fimicolochytrium jonesii, 759 nucleotides. RefSeq names its product vacuolar protein sorting 55. Gene Ontology annotation, biological process: late endosome to vacuole transport via multivesicular body sorting pathway. NCBI's taxonomy places the organism in Eukaryota, Fungi, Chytridiomycota, Chytridiomycetes, Spizellomycetales, Powellomycetaceae. The transcript is spliced from 4 exons. The record is from RefSeq and is a predicted model, not a curated record. Bases 170 to 571 code for a protein of 133 amino acids. Gene Ontology annotation, cellular component: endosome; Vps55/Vps68 complex.